CGUUAACUGUCACAGCACAGUCAUACUACCCACGUCGUACACAGAGCCAGUGAGUUUGACCUUGUCGCGUUUGUGGGUUUGCUUCGUGUGCAAGAUGGUAGGAGCUAUGCACGAAGGCAUAGUUCGCGGCGACAUGAACGGGUUAGAGAACAAUGGGCACGGCCAGGCGGCUGUGGCAACGCAGCUGCUGCAGAGGGGAGGCGGCGAGGAGAGCAAGUGGUACGAGGAGGAGAUCGACGACGACCUCAAGCUCUGCUACUCCUUGAACAGUGUGCUGCACCGAGGGACAAGCAAGUACCAGGAGAUAGCUCUGAUCGAUACGAAGCAUUUCGGGAAGGCUCUGAUAAUCGACGGGAAGAUGCAGAGUACGGAGGUGGACGAGUUCAUCUACCACGAGUCCCUGAUACACCCGUCGCUUCUCUUCCACCCCAACCCGAAGACGGUGUUCAUCAUGGGAGGCGGCGAGGGCUCCGCCGCAAGGGAAACACUGAAGCACAAGACCGUCCAGAGGGUGGUCAUGUGUGACAUAGACGAGGAGGUUGUGGACUUUUGCAGGACAUACCUAAGCGCUAACUGGGACGCGUUCGCCAACGACAAGCUCCGUCUCGUCAUCAACGACGCCAGCAAUGCUGUAUCUGUGCUUCACGAUCGAUUCUGCAGGGCUGAGCUGGAGAAGAGCACGGAGAAGUUCGACGUCAUAGUGGGAGACCUCGCGGAUCCCGUGGAGGGAGGCCCCUGCUACCAGCUCUAUACCAAGUGCUUCUACCAGAACGUGCUCAAGCCUAAGCUCGACGAUCACGGCAUCUUCGUCACACAGGCUGGGCCAGCCGGCGUUCUGACGCACAAGGAGGUCUUCUCCUCCAUCUACAACACCCUGAGGCACGUCUUCAAGCAUGUAAAAGCUUACACUGCGCAUGUGCCAUCCUUCGCUGACACCUGGGGCUGGGUGAUGGCAUCAGAUCAACCGUUCACCCUCACUGCCCAGCAGAUCAAUCAGAGAAUCGUGGACAGGAUCGAUGGGGAGCUGCUGUAUCUCAGCGGCGAAUUUCUCAUUUCUUCCACCAUUCUCAACAAGAGCGUAUGCGUCUCGCUUUUGAACGAGACACAUGUGUACACGGAGGAUGAUGCCAGGUUCAUCUACGGCCAUGGGAUGGGGCACUGCGCUUAACUGGACGGAAGCCCCUCGGUCUGGAGCCACCGGGACUAAGCUUCAACGUAUGGUGAUGAACUGGAGAACAGGGCAAAUAAUCCAACUGGGGAUCGACGUAGAACCUGUGAAGAUGGUCUUUUCCUGUUUGUUUAGGCAAUAAAUUUACGGUAUUUCUAGUUAUGGGACGUAUGAGAAUUAAUUUAGAGCUCCGACAACUCCA
Molecule: messenger RNA, 1370 nt
Organism: Lolium perenne
Lineage: Eukaryota; Viridiplantae; Streptophyta; Magnoliopsida; Poales; Poaceae
Product: thermospermine synthase ACAULIS5
Biological process (GO): polyamine biosynthetic process
Molecular function (GO): thermospermine synthase activity
Source: RefSeq, a predicted model, not a curated record